AUGAAAGAAGUCGAGGAAAACUUCAAACUCCACUCUAUUCCAUCAUGCGCUGCUAAGGAAAAAAUGGGUGCGACAUUUUCCAAUGAGUCAGCACUACACGGCACCGUUUUGGGUCACUUGCUUAACCUCCCGAAUGUGAAUACAGAAGUUCUGAAAGCUAUUUACAAAAUGAUAACUGUUAAUGGCAACCAAGACAAAUUGAGUGAUAUUGGUAUAUCUAAAUUCUUAACAAAAUGGAGAACGGUUUACUUUUCCAAUAAAAAGCCACUAAUUGAUGCACUUAACAACCGAUUUUACGAUGAUGUUGUUAAUGAAGAGUUCGAGCAUUUCAUUAACAAGCAGAAUGACAAUUAUAUGGAAGCGAGAGCUGAAAUUGGUCUGCUCAUUGAGUUAUAUCAUAAAGAUUACCUGAAAAGUAACUUUCUGAACAAUGAUGCACUAGAAAAACUGAUCAUUUUGAUAAUUGCUACUGAUUACAUGCCGAUGAACUUUUUUCCAAUCUUCAACUACUCUUGUUCAACAACUGAUCCCAGUUUUAAAUCACACCUCCUGAAUUCAAUUCAAAACCUUUUUCUUGUUGGUUACGAACCAAUUCUAGACAAAUUACUAUUUAUUUAG
This is a messenger RNA of Caenorhabditis elegans, 618 nucleotides long. RefSeq lists its product as uncharacterized. Lineage: Eukaryota; Metazoa; Nematoda; Chromadorea; Rhabditida; Rhabditidae. The transcript has 4 exons. The coding region runs from base 1 to 618 and encodes 205 amino acids. The record is from RefSeq and is marked reviewed.